Messenger RNA from Linnemannia hyalina, 1644 nucleotides. NCBI's taxonomy places the organism in Eukaryota, Fungi, Mortierellomycota, Mortierellomycetes, Mortierellales, Mortierellaceae. The record is from the annotation of a GenBank genome assembly.
AUGUCUAACCAUUCAAACGAGCAACAGGGUGUAAAUGUUCUCGAUAGCGUCACCCAAGACCUCUUCCGUUAUUCAGCUGAUGCUUCCCUCACCGUCGAGCAGAUCAAGGAGCACGUCGACGAGUUUGUCCAGGACCCAGAUAUCCACCUCUUUUUCGGAAACCAACCAGUCUGGUCAUCGCAAGAGUACAUGGACAAACUGACAACCAUUCCCGAUCUGAUGGAUCUGGUCAAGACGCCCUAUUUGUUGGCUGUCACUCUCAGGGUUCUACCCAAGGUCGUCGGCCCUCGACAGGAUCUGGUGGGCAUCAGGAUCGUACGAGUCGACUUGUACGACAAAUUUGUCGAGCAAUGGUUCGCGCUCAGUCUGGAACGUCUGGAGAGCAGUGUCUUGAGCAGUGUGGAGAGAGAGGCACUCACUGAUUUGAUCAAAGACGGUUUUGUUACUCAAGGAAUCAACUUCCUGAAGCGACUCGCCGAUUCCAUCUUCACAAGGCAGAGCGGUGAUCCAGUUCUCCGGUACAUCCACACCCGCGACAAGGACACCUGGAAGGCCGAAGCCGGUCCCACGGAUGUCCAGUCACUCGAUCCUGACUGCCCCCUGCUUAGACAAAACCUUCUCUCCGAGGUAUCUGUCCUGCGGUUCCUGAGCGAGCGAGUGCAGAAGGACUCGGGAUUCGAGGUUCAGCUCCGCGAGGUCAUCGAGAGAUCCAAGUCCGACCCAUUUUUUGCCACGGCGACAGCCAAUGCCAUCACGAUCUUGAUCAGGGCCGGUUUACGAUUCAUCGGAGCCGAUCUUCGAGGUAUUCGAUUUCCAGGAGCGAAUUUCUCUGGCGAACAGUUUGAUUAUACACAGUUCCAAGGAAUUGACCUCGCUGGCGUCAAUUUAGCGAGGAGCUGGCUACGCCAGAUGGAUGCCAACUUUAGUCCUAUAUCCCACUUUGCGUUUUCUUCGACUAGCCAUCAACUCGCCAUCAGCAACUUGAGUGGUGUAGUUAGUGUUUACGAUACACAAACACGAACCCUCUUGAAGACGAUUACCUUGGAGGAUGUGGAAGUGUCAAUAUUGACAUAUUCGCCAACCGACCAGCAGCUCGCAGUUGGCGCCGCCAGCCGAGACUCGAUCCAUCUCUGGGACCUGAAGUCAGAUGAGUCCGUUGUCCAACUGGGACUGAACGAUGCCGUCUCUGAGGGUGUGAAGUGUAUCGCCUUCUCACUUUGCGGUAACUGGAUUGCUUCUGGAUAUGCCGGCGACAAGACCGUUCGUCUCUGGCAUCGUCGUCGUCUCCAAUCAGGAAACACAGUGGGCAAGGACGAGGUGGGAUCAUGGAGGAGUGUCCCCAUGCCAAGCGGAUUUUUCGAUACCGUCACCAGCAUCUCAUGGAACCUCGUUAAGCCCCUCGAGAUUGUCACCUGCUCUCAAGAUCAUUCCGUUCGCGUCUGGAGGAUCCUGGACCAUGGUGACGGGAAAGACUUUACUGUGCGCAUGCUGUGGGGUACCAAUCUAGGACAACUGCAUGUGUCGGGUUUGGUGUCUGGAAAUGUGGCUGGUCUUGGACCUGUGUAUGAGAAGUUGUUGGUCCAAGGAGGUGGUGUUAAUGAGUCUUGGUCUGUGAAGGAGGAAGCACUAGUCUCCGAGGAGUAG